AUGUUUUUGGGAGAUAAAACUCUUCAACAAGGUAUUCAAAUGUAUUUGAAAGGAUUGAGUUAUAGUUCGACAACUCAAGAGGAUCUAUGGAAGUACUUAGAUCAAGCUGCAAAUCAUACAAUCGACAUUGAACGGAUCAUGACUGGAUGGACACGACAGGCAGGCUAUCCAUUUGUAGAAGUUAAUCGAAAUUAUAGUAGGACUGAACAACCAAUGGUAGGUGGUCAUAUGGUGAUUAGUCAACAGCCUUUCAGUCUUUUAUCAACGACAACAAAAUCAGAAAAAUGGUGGAUUCCAUUCAAAUAUUUUGAUCGAACUUUCAAUCAGUCAUCGAAUGCAAGUGAAAUUAUAUGGCUUAACGAUACAUCAAAGACGCUGACAAUUACCUCAUCGGAUUCAGACUGGAUUUUGGCCAAUCCGGACUAUCUAGGUAUCUAUCGCACGAAGUAUGAUCCUCAAAAUUUUUGUCUAAUUAUGGCCCAACUUGAGAUGGAUCAUACAUGCAUUCCAACAAUUACUCGAGGUGCUCUUGUCGAUGAUGUCUUUGCUCUGUCGCGAGCAUCCUUAAUUAAUGCAUCUGAUCCAUACACAUUGAUUCGAUAUCUAAAGAACGAAACUGAUUUUGUUCCAUGGACGGUAGCACUUUCAGCAAUGAAUCAACAAGAAGNAGGUGGUCAUAUGGUGAUUAGUCAACAGCCUUUCAGUCUUUUAUCAACGACGACAAAAUCAGAAAAAUGGUGGAUUCCAUUCAAAUAUUUUGAUCGAACUUUCAAUCAGUCAUCGAAUGCAAGUGAAAUUAUAUGGCUUAAUGAUACAUCAAAGACGCUGACAAUUACCGCAUCAGAUUCAGACUGGAUUUUGGCCAAUCCGGACUAUCUAGGUAUCUAUCGCACGAAGUAUGAUCCUCAAAAUUUCUGGCUAAUUAUGGCCCAACUUGAGAUGGAUCAUACAUGCAUUCCAACAAUUACUCGAGGUGCUCUUGUCGAUGAUGUCUUUGCUCUGUCGCGAGCAUCCUUAAUUAAUGCAUCUGAUCCAUACACAUUGAUUCGAUAUCUAAAGAACGAAACUGAUUUUGUUCCAUGGACGGUAGCACUUUCAGCAAUGAAUCAACAAGAAGUAUUACUUGCCGAACAAGAUAUUAUUCUUGAUCUACAAAACUACUUUCUUGAAUUGAUUCUUCCAAUCUACAACAAAAUAGGAUGGACUCCUGUCAAUCAAUUGACCGACUGGCUUCAAGCUCUAUUGCAACCAAGUAUCCUAUCGAUUGUCUGUCGCUAUCGCUAUCAAGAAUGUAUUGAAGCAGCACAAAGUAUUUAUCGUAACUGGAAAUUGAAUCCUACUCUUAAUCAAAUCCCGGCUAAUCUUCGUUCGCCUGUCUAUUGUACAAUUAUUAGAGGGGGUUCACGAUCUGAUUUUAACUUUUUAUGGAGUCGGCUUCAAAACGAAUCGAUUGCUAAUGAGGUAAUGAAUCUACUCGAAGGACUCGCUUGCACAGAAGAUCCACCAUUAAUUGUUUAUUUUCUUGAACAACAUUUGAAGAAUGAUUCAAUCAUUCGCGAUCAAUAUGUGAUACAAUCCAUUACAAAUAUUGCUCGUUCACCGCGAGCUAAUCAAGUUGUAUGGAAUUGGAUUCGCGACAACUGGUCGAAACUUUUGUCAAAACGGGGAGCAUCAUUCGGACGUUUAAGCAGAAUUAUUGAAGCCGUAUCGAGUCAAUUUAUUACUGUUCAAAAACGAGAUGAAUUAAAAGCGUUUGCUAGUUCGAUCACUAAUGAAGGUACUGUAUAUCGUCAGUAUUUUCAAUUAUUGAUCGACAGAAUCAAUGCAGACAUCGAAUGGAUUGCAGUCAAUCUCGCUUCAAUCAACACCUUCUUUCGUCCAAAUAAUAAUUCAUUUGUUGUUGCACUGUAA
This is a messenger RNA of Rotaria sp. Silwood2, 1911 nucleotides long. NCBI's taxonomy places the organism in Eukaryota, Metazoa, Rotifera, Eurotatoria, Philodinida, Philodinidae. The record is from the annotation of a GenBank genome assembly.